Messenger RNA from Platichthys flesus (European flounder), 6467 nucleotides. Its product is annotated as synaptopodin. Gene Ontology annotation, biological process: positive regulation of actin filament bundle assembly. Bases 1226 to 4621 code for a protein of 1131 amino acids. The record is from RefSeq and is a predicted model, not a curated record. Lineage: Eukaryota; Metazoa; Chordata; Actinopteri; Pleuronectiformes; Pleuronectidae. Gene Ontology annotation, cellular component: Z disc; nucleus; actin cytoskeleton. The transcript has 4 exons. Gene Ontology annotation, molecular function: actin binding.
GGAAGGAGCACAAAACCCCUGGAACUUUAUCUGCUGCUGUGAGACUGUGAACGCUGCAGGCGUUGUCACCUGCAGCCCGUUACAUUUGUCCAUUUGGGGUCAUUCUGCAAAAAAAAUGGACGUGGAAAUGUAUUAAAGACCAUUUAUCAACCACUAGCUACACCAAACGGAGAACUGUCUGAACAUCAGAAGUCAGAUAUCAACUUUUUUUUCUUUACUAGAAGCAAAACAAACAAACCAAAUCUGUGGGUAGCAGCAACUGACGGCUGAAUUACUAAAUUCAUGACAACUCAAUCAGCAAAAGAAAUUUCCUUCUUGAUUGUGGUUUUGUGGACAAACACAAGAAAGACAUUGAGCCAGUGAAGGCUGCAUCUGGCUUUACUGUAUAAAAAAUAGCACAGGAAACUUCUGUAAAGCAACACUAACUGGCUGCUUCGAAGCUCUGAAUACAAAUCAGUCUGUGGAAUAACCUUUCCAGAGCGAAAUGUUAUUCCUCGCAUGCACCUAACAGCAGGAAGCGCCCACAUACACAGUCCCCCUACACGUCACUGCAGAGUUAUGAUCUUCAAGAUAAAGGGCAGACCCUUUUCUCCGAGAGAAAAAUAAUCUCCGUGCUGGAGAUACGGAUGCAGACGAAAAGCAUGUUUUGGUGACCAAAAUAGCAGAGGAGGAAGAGCAAAGUCUGGGAAAGGAAGAAAAAAAAGGAGUACUAGAGAGAUGUAAAUAGCGAAGCCUGGACUGAUUCUCACCCGUCUUUGCCAGAUUUUGAACAGAGCACAGCAAACUUGUGCAAUUUUCGUGGCAGUUAUCCACGGGACCUCAUCCAAGACACAUUGGAGCUGACCCGGCUGGGAGGUCCUGCUAGACAGAGACUAAUACUUCAUGAAGACCAAAGUGAGAGCACACUUCUUCCAUCAAAUUUCAGUUGACUACAAAACAACAUUUGGAGGCAUUGUCGCUGAGAGGGGAGCCAUGGCCGGAAGGAGCAAACUGGAAAGCUGAGCCACUUCUUUCCUUGUCCGCCCUUUGGUUUGGGUUCUUGUGUUCGUAAACUUUCUUCACUGCCUGCCAGUGAGGAGUAAACGUUCCCAUCUUCCAGCUGGAUCAGUGGCUUCGUCUUAUCAGGAGAGAAGAUUGACCUGACUGGAACUAAACCGUCCCAUUUCCCACUGCUGCGGGUGUUUUUGUUUCUGCUGCAGCAGGAGCAUUUUAACUGUGGGUAGCGAUGGAGAUGAAGAAGGGACAUGCAUCGAUCAAGAGAGGGGUGAGCUGGAGUCCAGGAGGACAGAGGAAACCUAUCCAGGCAACGGAAGACAUGCACACUCCCGGGACAGAGUGCGAUGCAUUAUGGGAGAAGACAGGUUUCAACAACGAACAUGUGAGCCGGAAAACAAAUUUGACCCGCAGCGCCAGUUUAUCAGAGAAGGAGCUCAAAGAGGCUCGAGUCAGAAGCCAAAUCAUCGCCGCCCAGCUCACCGUGCCUUCCAACUACAGCUCCAGGGGCGUGCAGCUCUUCAACCGCCGCAAGCAGAGGGUCAACGCCUUCACACUCGAAAGCUGCGGAGAGGGCUCAGAGCAGGACAGAUCAGAGAAUUUUAAAACUGCCCCCUCCAACAAAUUGACAUGGGCAGAGAGGAGCAGUGAGGAGCACGAUAGAGAUCUCAACCUGAAGAAUAGUGCCACCAAGCCUCUAUUCUCGUCACCUGUCAGUGUACCUGGAGUAGGUCACAUCAUGGAGGAGCCAUGUAAAGAUUUCCACAAAGAGGAGUUGGAGGAUACUUUUAUCCAGGAGAGACACUUCCUGCCUGUCAAAGAGGAACAGGAGGAAGAGGCGAGAGAUAAAAUCCAUGAGGACAAAGUCAUGGAGGAGAUUCCCCCAGGAAGUAAUAAUACUGAUCCAGUCAUGGUGGGGCAUAUAGAAGAGGAGGCAGAGAUAAAUGGGGGGCUUACAGGGCAGACUCCCCGCGGAACGUUUCUUAACGGCUGUCACGGUGCCUCUGGAUCAGACAGGGCGUUUGUGUCCACAUCCAAGCAGACAAGCACCAUCAUCAACAGAACUGCAAGGCCCUUUUUCUCCCCGCCAACGGUGCAGUCUCCAGAAGCAGCCAGCCCUGUCAUGAACAUCCCCCCUCCUCCUUCCUACAACACUCCUCGUCUGCCAGCUUACACUGCUCCCCAACCCGUGGCCUUCUCACCUCCACCUCCGCCUCCAUCGUAUCCCACGCCUCCUCUACCGGCCUUCACAAACCAACCGCCGCAGGCCUACUACUCCAGUCCACCUCCGAUGUCUCCCGUGAUGUCGCCUUCUUCCCUUCCACCAUCUCAGUUCCCUGUUUCUUCUGUAUCUAACUACCCACCAAUGCCUCAUUACGGCCCACCCAAGGCCCCAAAGCCCUCCAAAUUUGUUCCUCAGCCCUCUGAAGAGAGGAGGCCAAUAACAAUGAUCAAAACAGGGAUACUUGAGGAGGGUGCGGCUAAGAGGGCAAGUAGGAAAUCAAUGUUCACAUUCAAAGAGAAGCAGGUUGUCGCGCCGAACCCAGAGCUGCUGUCUCUGGUGCAAGGGGCUGAUGACAGGAAGAAGCACGGACAUAGAUCUGUUCCAGAGCCAACAUCUGAGGAAGAGUUACUUGCUCUUGGUGCAGAGGCCUCCAACUUCCUCGCCAAGGAAGAAGAUAGGAAAGAUGAGGCUAAAGCACCAGAGUGGACCUCCUGCCUAAAGAGCUCCAGGACCCGACCGAGAGAAGAACACAGGCCAGAACAGACCCUCACAAAUGUCUCAGGAAAGGGGGCUGAGCUGUUUGCCAAGCGUCAGUCCAGGAUGGAGAAAUAUGUUGUUGAUAAUCAGAAAGCAGGUCAAAUGAGGUCCCCGUCUCCCACGAUGUCUCUGCCACCAUCUUGGGUUUACCCAUCAAACAUGCCUGGGAGAGUCAAGGCCAUUGCCAAAAACUCUGACAUGAGCACUCAGCUUUCACAAAACCUAAAGGCCCAACAGGAAAUCAAGCAGAAACCGAGGCAAAAAGCUCCAGCACCACAGCCGGUUCCGGAGCCGUUAGAGAAUGGAUGCUCCAAGCUAGAGAUGGACCUAUCAAGGCACCGGCCCUACCAGAUUAACUCGUCCCUCUUCACCUUUAACCCUGUUAAAGACCCAAUUAGCACGCUACCCAGAGGAGCACCACAGGCCAAGAACAUGAUCUCCACCCAGACCUUCUCAAGACAGACUUCCUUGCCCCACAACCCUCCCUCUCACAUCCAUACCCAUUGCAUGUCUCCUCAGCUGCCUCUCAGUCCCCCAGGUGGAGUCGAAUAUCGGUCUAAUCCUCCAGCUCCUGGGCAGCCAAGGAUCAAUUCUCCUAUGCCUGCCUUUUCUCCAGAGCGAGUGUCCACCCCCCGGUCGGGAGUCCAGGCACCGAGACCAACGUUUUCUGCCAAGAGGGCAGGGAUUGCACCACAGACGCCAAAGGACUCAACCCCAGUUGAAACCUCAAGUGAUACCACCACACCAACCAGGACACCCGGUCUCACCAGACGUUUCAGCAGCCCAGAGGGUCCCGCCUCAGGACCCUGGACGUCAGGCCUCCAAGUGACACGCUCCUCCACCACCGCCUCCAGCUCCGACCGCUCAUUCACUUCCCCUGUAUCCACUCCCAGGGGUUCUAGAUGCCAGUCUCCUAUGACCAGUCAGAAUAUCCAGUUUUCCACUGUUAACUCAACCACAACAGUCAGACCCUCGCAGAUAUCUACAGCCAUCUCCCCACGCUCACCUCCUUGGGGGUCGAGAUGUCAGUCCCCGAUGGUAAGCCAGAAUACUUCCACUGUCGUCUCAUCCAGACCCUCCCAAACACCUACCGUCGCAUCUCCCAUCUCAGCUCCUUGGGGCUCGAGAUGCCAGUCGCCAAUGGUAAACCAGAAUACUUCCACUGCUGUCUCACCCAGACCCUCCCAAACAAUCACAGCCACAUCUCCCAUCUCUCCUCCCUGGGGUUCGAGAUGUCAGUCGCCCAUGGUAAGCCAGGUUACUUCUGCUGUUGUCUCACCAAGACCCUCCCAAAUAAUCACAUCUCCCAUCUCUCCUCCCUGGGGUUCACGUUCCCAGUCUCCAGCUCCCUCGCACAACAGUUUAUCCUUCACCUCCACCAAACCUCUGUACACAUCCUCUGCCGCUUCCCCUGUUCCCCCAACCAAAGACAGUCGCUGCAUGUCACCUAUUGUUAAUAACUUAGACUCAAAGGCCAACCAUCGCCUUCUGGCAAAGAACAUCAUCAACGCAGCCAAACGUAAAAACAGUCCAUCCCCUGGUGCACUGAGCGGUCACAGCCUCCCUAUCUCACCGCUGGGAAGUUCGCACCAUGGCUAUGACUGUCAAAAACCGCCCACAAGCCCCUUCCAGUCGCGGGCACUGGGGGCCCGGUCCCCGCCCUUCACCAGCCCUCCACCCACUCCGACACAGAGGAUCUGCUCCCCUGUGAGGCUUUACAACACUCGCUCCCUCACCGACUCGGACGCCUCUGUUGAGUCUGAGGACUCGGGCCUCCGGUCGCCCGGACACUCCUACAACACCUGUCCCCGCGGCUGGGGCGGCAGCCUGAGGGUGAAGAGGAGCAACGUCUCCACUGACCUGUGAGGGAGUUUACAGGAUGUCCAUUAAAGCAUAACCACACUUUCCGCAGACUUUCUUGCCAUUUGAUCAGCCAUUAAAAAAGAUUUUCUGAUGAAGUUUCAUCCAAGUUACUUUUUUGCAGCUUUUAUUGCCGGUCCUGGACUAUGAUUAAUGUAUUGAGGUAGUUUUAGUAUUUUAUGUGACUCACAUUCAUAUUCCGGAGUGACAAGAACAAGCUUUCUACAUAUCACAGUUGAUGUGGCUUGUAUGCUUCUAUACAUACCAAAAAAAAGACUCAAAAUAACCACAGAUUUGAAUUCACUCUAAAUGACAGUUACACUUUUUUAAAUCUUCACCACACUUUGACAGUGUCUGACUAUUAUAGUUGAAUAAUGUCAAAGUAGAGGGCUAUUGUUUUGAAUAUUAUUAAUGAAUUAUCAUUAUCAUUAUAUUUACUGGUCUUGCACAGGGAGAAGUGGAGGGAGGUUUUAACUUUUAAGGCAAAGAAGGGACACGCAAAGUCAAAGUGAUGUUGAUACAUGUCUUAAUCAACUAUACAGUACUUUGGUUGAGGCACUCUCCUUGUUCUGUAUUAAUAAAGGAUCAUAUUCAACAAUCCAGUAAAAUCCUGAUGAAUAUCGAUAUAGAUGAUACUAGAUUAAAUGAGAUUCCUUAAUUUUUCCUUGACAAAAUCACAGGGGUCUUUAGGUAGGACACAUGGCAUUCACAUUAACAUACAUGUUUAAAGUAUUCACUGCAGUUUAUUAUUCAUUUUUAAUCAAUGGAAAGUUAAAAAUAUGCAUAACUAUCACAGUGCAAUAAUCAAUUUAACAAAGUGUAUAUUAUGUUGCUUUAUGUGCUGCAUUUGCUGAAAUGAAUGUACGGGUUACAGGCAGGUUGACAGAGAAUGGUAGAAUGAAGGUGGUGUUGAGCAUGAAGAGUUAUGUGGUUAGAUGGGACAAAGACACGUCACUGUGGCCAUGUUUGAGGGAAAAAAAGAUUUCAAGGGGUUAUUUGCAAUCGUUAAGGAUGAUGAUUGUCAAAUGUUAGCCGAAGACUUGUGCAAAACGAAUGGCAUAUUGAUUGUAAAAAUAAUUUUGGAGAUUGAUGUAUGUAUCCCUAUUUUGUUGAUUUUACUGAUCACAACUUUUCAUAUCAGUGAUGUUGUUCACGAGGGAAAAAACAUGUAAGUUGUAAGAAUGUUGUAUGUCGUAUGGAAUAUUAAUCCCAGUGUUUGUGAGAAAAGGAUCGGAGGAAUGACUUGUACUUUAAACACAUUUAAAUACAUAGUUUCUUUUUAUACUUGAUUUGCACUUCUGUUCAUUCCAUUCCAGCAGCCAUCUUUGCAUUGUUUCGAACCGGAUUUGCUCAAAGCAGUGUCGUUCACAAUAAGACCAGCAAAUAAAUAUCCUUCCGCUAAAAAAUAAGAACAUUCGUGCACUAUGCAACGUGGUGUUAGAGUAACAGCUGUAAACAUGGCCGCAGCGUUCAGAUCACAGCUAGUUCCUUGUUUCAAAAGUGGGGAGAAACGAAACCUAUCUUAGCCAGUCCGGUACCAGCACACACAACAGAUCAUUCUUUCAUUCCCUGACAUGCGGGGGCCAAGAGCAUCAGCACAUUUCUAAAUAUUUACUUCAGUGUGUGUUUUGAGUGGCAGGGACACCUGCUCCAUGUUGACCUGGCUCCUUCAGCACGAUGGAGACACUGUCAUGGAUUGAUUACAAUCUGGUUCACCUCUGCAGUUUUUGCAAGCUUUUCCUUUGGCUCUGUGAUUGCAUUCCUGAAUUCUAUCAACACAGCUCAUGUUGAAUUUCAUUUACUGUAUCGUUUCUGAAAUAAGAAUACAAAAUAAAAAGCGAUGACACACCAA